Molecule: messenger RNA, 3324 nt
Organism: Chelmon rostratus (copperband butterflyfish)
Lineage: Eukaryota; Metazoa; Chordata; Actinopteri; Chaetodontiformes; Chaetodontidae
Gene: grik5
Product: glutamate receptor, ionotropic, kainate 5
Exons: 20
Coding region: 1-3309 (1102 amino acids)
Biological process (GO): synaptic transmission, glutamatergic; monoatomic ion transport; modulation of chemical synaptic transmission
Cellular component (GO): plasma membrane; presynaptic membrane; postsynaptic membrane
Molecular function (GO): transmitter-gated monoatomic ion channel activity involved in regulation of postsynaptic membrane potential; kainate selective glutamate receptor activity
Source: RefSeq, a predicted model, not a curated record
AUGCCGGCUCUGCCAGCACUGCUGCUGUCAAUACACUUCCUCUCCUUCCUGCUAGUCACCAUGCCGUCACGCUCCCUCAGUCAAGCCCCCUUGCUCUCCUCCGUCCGCAUGGCGGCAAUUCUGGAUGACCAGUCUGUAUGUGGGCGUGGGGAGCGGCUGGCGCUGGCCCUGGCCAGGGAGAACAUCAACAGCGUGAUGGAGGGUCCUGCCCGAGCCCGAGUGGAGGUGGACAUAUACGAGCUGCAGAAAGACUCCCAGUACGACACUACCGACACCAUGUGUCAGAUUCUACCCAAAGGCGUCGUCUCUGUGAUAGGUCCCGCCUCCAGCCCCGCCUCUGGCUCUACUGUCAGUCAUAUAUGUGGAGAGAAGGAGAUCCCUCAUGUAAAGAUUGGUCCGGAGGAAACUCCCCGAUUGCCGUACCUGCGCUUUGCCUCUGUCACUCUGUACCCUAGCAACGAGGACCUGAGCCUGGCCAUAGGAGCCAUCUUGCGCUCGUUCAGUUACCCCUCAGCCAGUCUGGUCUGCGCCAAGGCUGAGUGCCUGCUGAGAUUGGAGGAACUGGUCCGCCGCUUUCUCAUCUCUCGGGAGACGCUGUCAAUCAGGAUGCUGGAUGACAACCUGGACCCCACGCCACUGCUGAAGGAGAUCCGUGACGACAAAGUGGCCACCAUCAUCAUUGACGCCAAUGCUUCAGUCUCCUAUCUCAUCCUCAAGAAGGCGUCAGAGCUGGGGAUGACAUCAGCAUUUUACAAGUACAUCCUCACCACCAUGGAUUUCCCACUACUGAGACUGGAUGAUAUAGUGGAUGAGCAGUCCAAUAUAGUGGGUUUCUCCAUGUUUAACACCACCCAUCCCUUCUAUUUGGAGUUCAUCAGGAGCCUCAACCUCUCUUGGAGGGAGGGCUGUGACCUAACGUACCCCGGCCCUGCGCUCUCCUCAGCGCUGAUGUUUGAUGCGGUGCAUGUGGUGGUGGGGGCGGUGAGGGAAUUGAACCGCAGUCAGGAAAUCGGAGUGAAGCCACUCAGCUGCACCUCACCUCAGAUCUGGCAACACGGGACCAGUCUUAUGAACUACCUGCGCAUGGUGGAGUACGAUGGUCUGACAGGGCGUGUGGAGUUCAACAGCAAAGGUCAGAGGACUAACUACACCCUGCGGAUCCUGGAGAAACACAGAGGAGGCCACAAAGAGAUUGGGAUCUGGUACUCCAACAACACCCUGGCAAUGAACUCCACCAGCCUGGAUAUUAAUGUCUCGGAGACGCUGGCAAACAAGACACUCAUUGUCACCACCAUACUGGAGAACCCAUAUGUGAUGCGCAAAGACAACUACCAGGACUUCCAGGGAAAUGACCAGUAUGAGGGCUUCUGUGUCGACAUGCUGAGGGAACUGGCAGACAUCUUGAAAUUCUCCUUCAAGAUCAAGCUGGUGGAUGAUGGGCUGUAUGGGGCUCCAGAGCCCAACGGCUCUUGGACUGGCAUGGUUGGAGAGCUAAUCAACAGGAAAGCUGACCUGGCCGUGGCAGGCUUCACCAUCACAUCGGAGAGAGAGAAAGUUAUCGACUUCUCUAAGCCGUUCAUGACCCUGGGGAUCAGCAUCUUGUACAGAGUUCAACUGGGUCGGAAGCCGGGUUACUUCUCCUUCCUCGAUCCCUUCUCUCCAGCUGUCUGGCUCUUCAUGCUGCUCGCCUACCUGGCUGUCAGCUGUGUGCUCUUCCUGGCUGCAAGGCUGAGCCCCUAUGAGUGGUACAACCCUCACCCGUGUCUGCGAGAGCGCAGGGACAUGUUGGAGAACCAGUACACACUGGGAAACAGCCUGUGGUUCCCUGUUGGAGGCUUCAUGCAGCAGGGAUCGGAAAUAAUGCCCAGAGCCCUAUCCACCAGAUGUGUUAGUGGGGUGUGGUGGGCGUUCACCCUGAUCAUCAUCUCCUCCUACACGGCCAACCUGGCAGCCUUCCUGACCGUUCAGAGGAUGGAGGUUCCCAUUGAGUCUCCGGACGAUUUGGCCGACCAGACCAACAUUGAGUACGGCACCAUCCACGGAGGGAGCACCAUGACGUUCUUCAUGAACUCUCGUUACCAGACAUACCAGCGGAUGUGGAACUACAUGAACUCCAAGCAGCCCAGUGUAUUUGUGAAAAGCACAGAGGAGGGCAUCGCCCGCGUGGUCAACUCCAAGUAUGCCUUCCUGAUGGAGAGCACCAUGAACGAGUACCACCGUGGCCUCAACUGUAAUCUCACACAGAUCGGAGGCCUGCUGGACACCAAGGGCUACGGCAUCGGCAUGCCACUGGGGUCUCCGUUCAGAGAUGAGAUCACGCUGGCCAUCCUCCAGCUGCAGGAGAAUAACAGGCUGGAGAUAUUGAAGAGGAGGUGGUGGGAGGGAGGCCAAUGUCCCAAAGAGGAAGACCACCGUGCCAAGGGUCUGGGCAUGGAGAACAUUGGGGGCAUCUUUGUGGUGCUGAUCUGUGGCCUCAUUAUUGCCGUGUUUGUGGCCAUUAUGGAGUUUGUGUGGUCAACACGCCGCUCGGCAGAGACUGAUGAGGUAUGCCCCCAUACCUGCCCUCGCCGACCCCACAGACACACCCCAGUAGGUUCCCAUGGCAUCCCGCCAACCCUUUCUUCUCACCCAUCUCACUGUGUGUCUCCCUCUAUCUCUCUCUCAAACACACACGUGUCUGUUUGUCGGGAGAUGAUCACAGAGUUCCGAAACGCCGUCUCUUGUAAGAAGAGCUCCCGUAUGCGGCGCCGUCGGCCCCUCAGCAGCGCAGCUGCCCUGCGCCACCCCACACGCAUAGCUCUGGGGGCCCCUCGGCCACUGCGCCUGGUCCGGGAGAUGCGCCUCAGCAACGGCAAGCUCUACAGUGGAGCCGGCCCGCUGACAGGUGGGGCUGGAGGUGGAGGAGGUGGAGCAGGAGGGACGGGGCCUUCCGAGCUGGGGCCUGGGCCACAGCGGAUCCUAGAUGAUCCUCUGGGGGCCAACACCACCCCUCCUCCACCAGCCCCUACCCCUGUGAUGCUGCCUGCCCGCAGCUGCACCCAUGUGAGGAUCUGCCAGGAGUGCCGGAGGAUCCAGAGCCUGAGAUCAAGCAGCAAUUUAGGAUCAACCACGACACGAAUACCACCUUCAUCAGCACCCCUACCCAGGCUACCCCCACCUCCACCCCCAUCCUCAUCCAACACAGACAGUGAAGGUGGAGGGGGGCCCAGCCCAAGGCGGCUACACCACAGCUCUCCACCUCAUACCUCCCGACCCAUUCCACCUCCACAGAACAGCAACACCACAGACCUACUGGGUGACCAGGACUGAGACCAGAAGCAGCGG